AUGCAGGACGACAGAGAAGUCGACAAGGAGAGUGAACAGGGGAACAAGAAUGAAAAGGAAAGAGAAAAAUUUAGCGAUAUCGAUUUGAAGGUGGAGGCGUAUGCAGAAGGGGACUACAGAUUACUCAGAUAUCUACCAGAUGGAUCUUGCGUUUUCGAACAAAUACCAGAUGAAGAAAAUAAAAAUAUGAAAAAUCUACAACAGUAUGCACAAAUGUUCUGUUCUGCAAUGGAAAAAACGAUCCAGAUUAAAAGUAAUAACGAAAAUUUGAAAAAUGAUAAAGAGUGGACACAAGGAGAGGAGUACAGAGUGAUGGUCGAGGAGGAUUUAAAAGAAUUGAUGGUUUUGUUUGAUCUAAUGUUAGGUACACUGAAUUAUGAUAAGGGUACAAAGUAUUUAACCUUAAAUAAGUGUAACUAUGUGAGGGAUAUAAAGGCUAACAAGCAGGACAUAUGCAUCGCCGUUACAACCAGGAAAGAACUGCUACAGGGGUUGCGAAAAUUGUGUGAAGAAACAAGAAAGCAGAUUAACUCCAUAAACGGCAUUGUUGCACAGAAAUAUUUUUUACAUUUCAUCAACCAACUCAUUCAAUACUGGAAAGUAUUAAAUAAAAAAUAUUCCGAAAUAGAUUAUUUACAACUUGAUAAUAAUUUCCCCUAUGUUACGGAGGUUUCUGUUGAGUAUUUUUUUUUGCCUUCUUGUUUUUGGAACUUUUCUUCCAACCCUAUAUUUCUUUCCUGGCCACCCUACCCCUCCUUUUCUCCUUUCAAAUCACAGUAUGCACAUAUCACUUUUUCGUUAGGUGGGUUGGAAAAGGACAUAAAGGAGGGAAUACAUAACCAGACUAUACGUUGCGCUAUUGAUGACUUUCUAUUUAAAUAUAAACCCACCAAAAGACAGGGAAGAACACACCAAAUGGUUCCUCCUCUUAGUAAAAAAUACAAAAUUAAUGACCCAACAGAGGGUCUACAAUAUAGAAACAGUAGCUACAUACCUAAUGGAGGUAUACUGUAUGCGGAUCACACACUCAUUCAUGAUGCAAAUAAAACAAAUGAACAGAGUCCCACUUCUUACUAUCCAAAUGUGAAGGAGGAAGAAAUAAUAAUAUUUAACAUGCUCGACAAGAUGAGCGUCAUUUCAGUCGAGUUCGAAGGAAUAGCUGCGCACUUGAUCGAAAAUAAAUACGCCAUCCAAUUUGACUUGUAUCCAUUAAACAUACAGCUGAAGAAUAAAUUAAACACACACACAAAGGAAAAUCCCGCAUGGGGAGGAAACACUUUUCCAGAAAGAAUAAUUCCAGAAAAUAUAUUUUUUGAACAAGCCAAAAAGAUACACGAGAAAUUGACAACUGCCCAGUGGGUACUUAUAGAUAAAUCUAUUUUCUAUAUCCUCGCCGAACAAGCAAAUAAUUUGAAAGACAGAAAUAAUAACCUAACCCUCAACCUUUCCAGCAUGACGGGGAACAGGAACAAAAUUAAAAUUCACUGCACAGAAAUAAACCACAAGUGUCUAGAGUUCCUCAUAAGCGACGUUCUGAUUCCCUCUAUUGGGAAUAAAUCCAUUCCUGUAGAUUUUUGCUUCGCCGUGAUGUAUGAGCCAACUGAGGGGGUUCACAGCAAAGUGUCGGACAGAAGUGCUAACGGGGAUGUCAACAGGGGUGCAAACGGGGACGCUGGUGACGGUGCUCAUGGGUAUCAUUUCCCUCGCUGCGCCCAAGUUAAUGGUGGCGGACAGAACGGCGAAAUCGCGUUGGACUACGAACUCGUGCAGUUAUUUCUCCACUUAUCCCUCGCGAAGAUAAGGGAUUUGUUUAUUUGCUCAUGGAAGUACUUCUCCUUCGAAAUGCCUUACUACUCUGCAGACAUGCAUCCACUCAUUUACCAAAAUGUUUUCCCCGACCCGCGCUCCGAGAGCUUAAUCAGCAGUUUCUUCUCAUGGUUUAUUGCGUCCAUGGAGAAGUAUUUGCGCACGAGUGAGAGCACGCCGGUUGGGUCAAGCAGCUGGUAUUUUGGCAGCGGCUGA
Messenger RNA from Plasmodium fragile, 2022 nucleotides. RefSeq lists its product as uncharacterized. Bases 1 to 2022 code for a protein of 673 amino acids. The record is from RefSeq and is a predicted model, not a curated record. Lineage: Eukaryota; Apicomplexa; Aconoidasida; Haemosporida; Plasmodiidae. The transcript has a single exon.